AUGGACGUACGGCGGAGGAUGGCGCCGCCGCCGGCCGUGGGCGCGCCCCACCGCAAGGCAGCUGGCGCGCCGAGGGCGCUGCAGGCCGGCGACGCGCUGCCGCUACCCAUCCGGCACACGAACCUCAUAUUCUCGGCGCUCUUCGCCGUGUCGCUGGCCUACCUGAUGCGGCGGUGGCGCGCCAAGAUCCGCUCCUCCAUCCCGUUCCACGUCGUCAGCCUCACCGAGAUCCUCGCCACAUUCGUCCUCGUCGCCUCGCUCAUCUACCUCCUCAGCUUCUUCGGCAUCGCCUUCGUCCAGUCCAUCGUCUCCUCCACCGACGAAGACGACGACUUCCUCGUCGCCUCCUCCUCCUCCUCCUCCGCCAAGGCUCCGGCCCCGGCCCCGGCGCCGCCCGCACAGUGCGGCCUCCUCGGGAGCGCCGACGCGGUCUCCGAGAAAAUGCCGGAGGAGGACGAGGAGAUCGUGGCCGGCGUCGUCGCCGGGAAGAUACCGUCCUACGUGCUCGAGACCAAGCUCGGCGACUGCCGCCGCGCCGCGGGGCUCCGGCGCGAGGCCCUGCGCCGGAUCACCGGCAGGCAGAUCGAGGGGCUCCCGCUCGACGGCUUCGACUACACGUCCAUCCUCGGGCAGUGCUGCGAGCUUCCCGUGGGGUACGUGCAGCUCCCCGUGGGCAUCGCCGGGCCGCUCCUGCUCGACGGCCAGCGCUUCUACGUGCCCAUGGCCACCACCGAGGGCUGCCUCGUCGCCAGCACCAACCGCGGCUGCAAGGCCAUCGCCGAGUCCGGCGGCGCCUCCAGCGUCGUGCUCCGGGACGCCAUGACGCGCGCCCCCGUCGCGCGCUUCCCCACCGCGCUCCAAGCUGCACAGCUCAAGGCCUUCUUGGAGGACCCUGCAAACUUCGACACGCUCUCCGUCGUCUUCAACAGGUCGAGCAGAUUUGGGAGGCUGCAGACUGUGCAGUGCGCGAUGGCAGGGAGGAACAUUUACAUGAGAUUCAGCUGCAGCACAGGGGAUGCCAUGGGGAUGAACAUGAUCUCCAAGGGCGUGCAGAACGUGCUGGACUACCUCCAGGAUGACUUCCCUGACAUGGAUGUCAUUAGCAUAUCAGGUAACUUUUGUUCAGACAAGAAGUCUGCCGCUGUGAACUGGAUCGAGGGGCGUGGUAAAUCUGUGGUUUGUGAGGCAGUGAUCAAGGAGGAGAUUGUGAGAAAGGUUCUGAAGACCAAUGUGCAGUCACUGGUAGAACUAAAUGUGAUCAAGAAUCUUGCCGGCUCAGCUGUUGCCGGAGCUCUUGGGGGUUUCAAUGCUCACGCAAGCAAUAUUGUGUCAGCCAUCUUCAUAGCCACAGGCCAGGAUCCUGCACAAAAUGUGGAAAGUUCUCAGUGCAUCACAAUGUUGGAAGCUGUAAAUGACGGCAGAGAUCUUCACAUAUCAGUCACUAUGCCAUCUAUUGAGGUGGGCACAGUUGGCGGUGGGACUCAGCUGGCGUCCCAGUCCGCAUGCCUGGACCUGCUGGGCGUGAAAGGCGCCAACAGGGAAUCCCCAGGAACGAACGCCAGGAUCCUGGCUACCGUGGUGGCAGGCGGGGUUCUCGCCGGGGAGCUGUCCCUCCUGUCGGCCCUUGCCGCCGGCCAGCUCGUCAAGAGCCACAUGAAGUACAACAGGUCCAGCAGAGACAUGUCCAAGGCUGCAUCGCUGAGCUUAACUCCCUGAAUUUAUCAGGGGAAUUAAUGGAGAAACGAAACCCACAGGGUAAAAAUACCCUGCAAGUGUAAAUGGAGAAGAAGGAAGGUUGUGUCGUGUGGUGUGUUUCAGUGUUUUCUCGCUGGCUGAUCAAAGCACUCUUCAGAAAGCGUCAAUUCGUCAAUCGUCGUCAAGCAGCAGUGUGCGAAAUCCCCAUGGCUGAAGCAUUUUACACGAGUUUGGUCUGUUUAUCACUUCUGGUCCGUUUCCUUGGCCGCUAAACUUGCGUCGUUCUCCUCCUGCUGCAGCUACCAUCGCCGUCAGACGCCACGGGCGCUGGAGAAGCUAACAUCUUUGGUCUGUUUCGCUGUUUGUUUGUUCAUAAAGCUUUGUGCAGAAAGUGUAGAGAUCCUCUUGAAACUUGCAACUGUACUUAACUAGAGAUUUCUCUCCUUGCUUCAGGAAGCUAGCCUUGUAACUGUAUAUCACCUUUGUUUGAUCAUAUUUCUUCCUUCGUUGUUAA
Lolium rigidum is the source of this 2209-nucleotide messenger RNA. RefSeq names its product 3-hydroxy-3-methylglutaryl-coenzyme A reductase 3-like. Gene Ontology annotation, biological process: isoprenoid biosynthetic process; sterol biosynthetic process; coenzyme A metabolic process. Gene Ontology annotation, cellular component: peroxisomal membrane; endoplasmic reticulum membrane. NCBI's taxonomy places the organism in Eukaryota, Viridiplantae, Streptophyta, Magnoliopsida, Poales, Poaceae. The record is from RefSeq and is a predicted model, not a curated record. The transcript is spliced from 4 exons. Gene Ontology annotation, molecular function: hydroxymethylglutaryl-CoA reductase (NADPH) activity; protein binding. The coding region runs from base 1 to 1716 and encodes 571 amino acids.